Melanaphis sacchari is the source of this 1138-nucleotide messenger RNA. Its product is annotated as hydroxyacyl-coenzyme A dehydrogenase, mitochondrial-like. NCBI's taxonomy places the organism in Eukaryota, Metazoa, Arthropoda, Insecta, Hemiptera, Aphididae. Gene Ontology annotation, molecular function: (3S)-3-hydroxyacyl-CoA dehydrogenase (NAD+) activity; NAD+ binding. The record is from RefSeq and is a predicted model, not a curated record. Gene Ontology annotation, cellular component: mitochondrion. The transcript has a single exon. Gene Ontology annotation, biological process: fatty acid beta-oxidation. Bases 129 to 1055 code for a protein of 308 amino acids.
AUGACAUGACAUAUUAUUGAACUUUGUUAACGUCGAUGGCAAAGUAGGUAAAUGUUUUCUUCUUCCGGGUUCAUUUAUAUUUAAUAUCUUAUACUGUAAUAACAAAAAGUACUACAAAAGUUAUAAAAAUGUCGUGUCUUAAUGUAAUUUCUCGUAAUUUUUCAACUUCUGUUGCCCGUGCAGCGAUUAAAAAUGUCACCGUUGUCGGAGGUGGUUUAAUGGGCUCAGGUAUUGCUCAAGUAUCUGCUCAAACUGGUCACAAUGUGACAAUUGUUGAGCUCAAUCAAGAAGUUUUAGACAAAACUCAAAAGAGCAUUCAACAGAGUUUACAAAGAGUCGCUAAAAAGGUUUAUAAAGAAAAACCUCAAGAAGGUGAGCAAUUUGUUUCAGAAACUUUAUCAAGAAUUAGUACUUCCACAAAAAUAGCUGAUGUAGUGCAAGAUUCAGAUUUGGUGUUAGAAGCCAUUGUUGAAAACUUGUCUAUCAAGCACAAACUUUUCAAGUCUAUCGAUGACAUAGCACCAGCAAAGACUAUUUUUGCUUCCAAUACAUCAUCCUUGUCUAUUGGUGAAAUUGCAGCUGUCUGUAAGAGGAAGGACAAAUUUGCAGGGUUACAUUUUUUUAAUCCUGUACCAAUGAUGAAAUUAUUAGAAGUUGUCAGAACUCCAGAAACAUCUGAUGAAACUUACGAACAAUUAAUGGCUUGGGCAAAAGCUAUUGGUAAAACAGCUAUUACAUGCAAAGACACUCCUGGAUUUGUAGUCAACAGACUUCUAGUUCCAUUGCUGGCUGAAUCAGUUAGAAUGUUGGAGAGAGGUGAUGCUUCUCCUAGGGAUAUUGACAUAGCUAUGAAGUUAGGUGCAGGACACCCAAUGGGACCUAUUGAGUUGGCAGAUUAUGUUGGUCAUGAUACUACCAAUUCAAUUUUAAACGGAUGGCAUGAAAAAUUCCCAGACAAUCCAUUGUUCAAUCCAUUACCAUCUUUACAGAAAUUAGUUGAUGAAAAAAAAUUGGGUGUUAAGACCGGUGAAGGAUUUUACAGCUAUAAGAAAUAAUGUUCUUGUUUAUCAAUGUUUUUUUGGAGGCAGUAAUAUAAUAUUAUUUUAAUUUUCUUUGAAUCAUACUUUUUAAAAUUGUA